Plasmodium knowlesi strain H is the source of this 972-nucleotide messenger RNA. Its product is annotated as pre-rRNA-processing protein ESF2, putative. Gene Ontology annotation, molecular function: RNA binding. Gene Ontology annotation, biological process: endonucleolytic cleavage in 5'-ETS of tricistronic rRNA transcript (SSU-rRNA, 5.8S rRNA, LSU-rRNA); endonucleolytic cleavage to generate mature 5'-end of SSU-rRNA from (SSU-rRNA, 5.8S rRNA, LSU-rRNA); small-subunit processome assembly. Lineage: Eukaryota; Apicomplexa; Aconoidasida; Haemosporida; Plasmodiidae. The record is from RefSeq and is a predicted model, not a curated record. The coding region runs from base 1 to 972 and encodes 323 amino acids. Gene Ontology annotation, cellular component: nucleolus. The transcript has a single exon.
AUGGACCAAGAUAGUGAGAAAGCAGAGGAAAAGCAACUUCCCAUGUUGGAAGGCAACCCUGGGGAAGAAAAUCAUCCUGGGGAAGAAAAUCAUCCUGAGGACGACAACCCUCCAACGGACGAACGAUUCCAAUUCAACGACAACCUAUGGAAGCACGCCAGGAAAGAGGAAUCCAAAAAGGGCAUUGUUUACCUGGCGGAUGUAGCAAUAGGGUUAACAGCAUCCCGGCUACGAGAAAUAUUCAGUCACUACGGGCCGAUUAGCAAAAUACAUUUAAACCAAUUGAAGGAUGAAGGAGAAGAAGAAGGGAAAGGUUUCCUCUCUUCCCACAUAAAGAAGAAGGAUGGAACAAAUUUGGAGGGAGAAAAAAAAAAAAAAAAAAAAAAAAAAAUGAUCAAAUAUCAAGAUGGGUACAUAGAAUUUAUCAACAAAAAGGACGCCAUGAAGGCCGUUCGUACUUUAAACAAUCAACUAAUUGGAGGAAAAAAAAGAAAGAAUAUGGUGAGAGAGUACUUUUGGCACUUAAAAUUGAUAAAGGACAACUUCGUUUGGAGCGACAUCAUGUCGUCUUCCCUCUAUCGAAGGAUGUCCAGGAAGGAAAAAUUCACCCAUGCUUUGAAAGAUAUGUACAAAGGAUAUGAGGCCUAUGUAGAAAAAAAUGGGGGAUCCACUCAUGGGAAGGUUAUGGGUGGGGUGGGAUCCACUGAAGGGAAGAGUCGCCACCCCAAGGAAAACGUUCAAAAAGGAGGAAGAGGAGGCAUCCAAAAAGAGGACCGAUCACAGAACAGGAAAAAAAAAGGCUCUCAUGUGAAGAAGCCACAUUGCCCACUCCGGUUUGUCACAGUGAAGAAAGGCAAGGAGAAAGAUGAGGUGACAGGAGAAGCCCCCGUCGAAGUUCCCCUCGGAGAGCCACCCUCCUUACCUCGAAACAACAACGCCGUUUCUGCGGAUCUCCUGAAACUCCUUAUGUAG